AUCAAAGGACGAAGAAGAAGAAGCUGUGCGCUGAUUGGCCGAAAGUUUCGCGGACUUUAUCCUCUGGGGUUCUGUUGUUUGAGCUGCGGUCAGAUCUCAUUCCAGUCAUAUCAGUGAUCGCGGCGUGAGCCUCACUUCAACCGACUUCCACCACUCUGCACGACCAGAGAAACAGCGACCAUGUCUUUGACAAACGGCCACACUGUGAGCAAAGAAACAUGGGACUCCCACAACAAGAUGAUGCUGGAGCCUCUGUCCAUCAGUGACUCUGAGGUGUUCUCAAUCAUAAAGAAAGAGAAGCACAGGCAGACGUACGGUCUGGAGCUGAUAGCGUCCGAGAACUUCGCCAGCAGAGCUGUGCUAGAGGCUUUGGGUUCCUGUAUGAACAACAAAUACUCUGAGGGGUAUCCUGGUCAGAGGUACUAUGGUGGCACGGAGCAUGUCGACGAGCUGGAGCGACUCUGUCAGAAGAGGGCGCUGGAGGCCUACUGUUUGGACUCAGAGAAAUGGGGUGUCAAUGUGCAGCCAUACUCAGGUUCACCUGCUAACUUUGCUGUCUACACGGCUGUGGUGGAGCCCCACGGCAGGAUCAUGGGGCUGGACCUUCCUGAUGGAGGUCACCUUACACACGGCUUCAUGACUGAGAAGAAAAAAAUCUCCGCAACGUCCAUCUUCUUCGAGUCCAUGCCGUAUAAGGUGAAUCCAGAAACUGGCUACAUCGACUACGACAGACUGCAAGAAAACGCUCGGCUGUUCCACCCCAAACUCAUCAUCGCAGGAACAAGCUGCUACUCCCGCAACCUUGACUACGGCCGCCUGAAGCAGAUCGCUAAUGAGAAUGGUGCAUAUCUGAUGGGAGACAUGGCUCACAUCAGUGGACUGGUGGCUGCUGGAGUCGUGCCCUCGCCAUUUGAGCACUGUGACAUUGUUUCCACGACGACACACAAGACGCUGCGUGGCUGCCGCGCUGGACUCAUCUUCUACAGGAAAGGUGUGCGAAGUGUGGACGCCAAGGGGAAGGAGACUCUGUAUAACUUGGAGUCUUUGAUCAACCAGGCUGUGUUUCCUGGACUGCAGGGAGGACCACACAAUCACGCCAUCGCAGGUGUUGCUGUCGCACUCAAACAAGCCAUGACACCAGAGUUCAAGGCCUACCAGCUGCAGGUCCUCGCUAACUGCAAAGCUAUGUCCAGCGCUCUUAUUGACCACGGCUACAAGAUUGUUACUGGCGGAUCUGACAACCACCUGAUCCUGCUGGAUCUGCGCAGCAAAGGAACUGAUGGAGGGCGAGCUGAGAAGGUUCUGGAAGCCUGUGCCAUUGCUUGUAAUAAGAACACCUGUCCAGGGGAUAAGAGUGCUCUGCGCCCGAGUGGUCUGAGGUUUGGCUCUCCAGCUCUGACCUCCAGAGGCCUGGUGGAGGAAGACUUCAAGAAGGUGGCUGGGUUCAUUAACAGAGGUAUCGAGCUGACCUUGGAGAUACAGAGAAGCCUGGAUCCCAAGGCCACUCUGAAGGAGUUUGUUCAGGCACUGUCUCAGGGAGAGAAGUUCCAGAAGCGGGUAUCAGAAAUCAGGUUGGAGGUGGAGGCCUUUGCCGGUCAGUUCCCCAUGCCUGGCCUACCUGAGCUGUAGAGGGCAGCGGGUCAGACACUGAAGGAUGCUGGACUGAUGAUUGUGACAAACACUAUUGAGCCAAAUAUAAUGGGGUGUUGUUUCAUGUGUGUAUUUGUUGUAAGUGUACACCUGUUAAAUCUGUGCUCAAAUCAAGACGCUUCCUCACGACCUCACAACAGCUCAGUCUCAGCGUGGACAGAAGGAUUUGCAGACGUCAUUGUUCUCCAGUUAUCUAAUGUUGACACUGUACUUUUAAGCUUUAAUCUUGUCACAAAUCACUGGUUCUUUUGUAUUAAAUUUAUGAUUUUCUCACACGCAGUACUCCAAAACACGAAGGAUGACUAUUGGUUUCUUACAUGGGCAUUCUCUUAUCGUAUACUGUAUACAUAAAUACAAUGUGAUAAAUUAUUGUUUGGUUCAAUUAAAGAAUCCAUAAUGAAUGAAA
Epinephelus lanceolatus (giant grouper) is the source of this 2056-nucleotide messenger RNA. Lineage: Eukaryota; Metazoa; Chordata; Actinopteri; Perciformes; Serranidae. The record is from RefSeq and is a predicted model, not a curated record.